UCCUUUCCUUUUAAAAGUCAACCAAAAUUAGCAGAAAAAUCCAUGACCUCACCUUUCCUUCACCAACGAUAGCAAAUUUCCUUUCUCAAUUUGAUUCGGUAAUAGCCAAUUGCUCGCAAUUAGAAUUUGAUUUCCGGCGUAUCAAUGAUUCUUUCCAUAUAUCAGGAUAUAUGUAUACAACCAGUGCACAUACAUGUAAUUCAUCUACUGCAUCUUCAACUUGCUUGGAACAUUUGGACGAACUGAGAAGACAAAAAUAAAGAAAAAAUUGGGAAAAGUGCUUGAGGUUUUUUGAGCUCCAAGUACAAAGAGUUCAAGGUGCAGAACCUAUGUAAUUUGUAUUACCUUUUCUUUGAUUUUAAAGGACGCCAUUGAUGCUCUUAUAUUUCAUGUUGUUAUGGUGGAUUGAAGAUUAUAUCAUUUCUAUAGUUCAUAGGUUCAUUAUGUUGGGUCUUGGUUUUCUACUUUUUUUAGUGAUUUUUGUUUUGGCUUAGGAUUGUGCCUUCCAAGUUCUGUCUAUAGGUUUCUCCCAAGAAGAAUGUGCAAUUUAGACACUAGUUAUUAAUUCAAUGCUUUAUUUUAUUAAUUUCUGCAUUGUAGGUCAUCUGGUUUUUGUCUUCAAGAUUCUGCAAAUAGCAUGGUCUGCUUUUUUGGCAGUGAACUGGUUGGUAAUGUGUUAAUUUUACAAUAAUUUUAGGUUCAAAAGCCCUAAGUUUCUUGACGUGAAAUGACAGUGACAUACUGUUCAUAAGAGUUGUUGUUAGGAUUGAAUUUCGAACAUAAAAUUUAGGGUUUAGCAUGUGUGAAACAGACUUAAUGUUGUUAUUUUGUGUUGAUUGUUGCUUUUGGGUUAAAAUGGAUGCCUCUACGUUACGAUUUGGUUUUUAACCCGGGAGAUGCAAUUUUGAUUCAUGUUAUCCGGUUAUCCCAUAUUUACAUUUUAUUUUGGUGCUAUUUUUUGGCUAAAAUGGGUGCCGCUGUGUUGAUUAUUUUUUUUAACAUGAUCAUGCAGACACUCAAUGAUGUGUUCGUAAUACAUUGACCCUUCGAUUCUCCUUCCUAAUUGAGGAUAUAUCUUUAAUAGAAUGUGUUUUUGUCUGUAAUACUUUGGUGGUUUGAAGAAGAGGGAACUGUUCACUUAGAGGUUCCUGGUGUUACGAAUGAUCUCUAAUGCAUUGGUGGUUUGAAGAAGAGGGAACUGCUGACUUUUAGAAAGGAUUGAUCAAGCAGUCUACGUACAUACAGAGCAUGCUAUGAUGAUGAAAAUAUUGAAGAGUUUGAACAUCAGAUGAGUUAAACUCUUGCAUAACUUUUAUUUAUUAUCAACUAAACAAGUAGAAGUUUUUCCUUUAAUUACCUUUAAUGGAACAUCCAUAUAUAUUAUUAUUCCCAUAUUUCAGUGAAUUAGACCCGUAUUGGACAUGCCAUACGACUUUGCUAUCUCUCACAAAUUUGGAUGGUUGAAUGGUUGUGUGUCAAUUGUAUGGAUCUCAAUUUGUUUUUCUUCUCUGCUGAUUUUUCAAUCUCACAGUACUUUGUGUUCUUAUAGUUGGCGAUUUAAUAAAUUGAAUGCUUCCAUUUUUGUGAGGAAUUAGGAUCAUCAUAGUUAUCAUCAUUAUCACUAAAGUAUCUUUUCUUUUCACACCGAUCAGAGAGACCCCAGGUCUGGCCUAGGGUUAAAACCAUAGGCUCAGGGAUUGAGCCUUGGAAUCGGUCGAUACAGUCUCUGGCAAGACAACACUGAAAAAUCAGUGGACGGCAGCUGGGGACGAUUUCUACGUGUACCUGAAAUGCACAAACUGGACAGUAAAAUCAAGGAACAUAACUGGUGAGGAAUGACAUGGCAGGAAGAUCCCUCAGUACAUAGCAAAAGAAACAGCCUUUGCCUUUUUCUCAUAAAUUUCCUAAUGAUGAUCCCUUCCUUCUUGAAUACAUUACAAUUCUACUACAAUCCCUCCUAAGAAACAAUCUAAUUCGAAAGACUGGAAAACUACAGGGGAGUCUUGCAACUAAAACUAUAGACAACCGAAUGAAGUUCCUAGCGCGAAGUCUGCCAAGAACCUUGCAAUCAGAACAGAGGACAUACCCAGGUAUCCUCACUCUCUGUAAUUCCUGCCAUAUCUACAUAGCUUUUAUUCUCUUUUGUUUCUAAUGCAUAGAGUCAUGAAUCUGUAACAACAAAGCCAAGAUAAGUCAUGGGCCAAAUAUUGCCAUGUGAGUUUUGAAAUAUGGUUAGGAAUGCGGGGUGACAAUAUAGCAGGAAAGACCUGGCGCAAAAACUGAAAAUCACGAGCUACCUAAUUCCUCUUCACAAAUGGAACAUCAGAUGCUUCACUGUGGAAUGGCUGCGAAAUUAGCACCAAAUGUUGCCAUCACCAUUGAUAUCAACCCUAUCUUUGUGACCCGAGCAGGCAUGAAAGAACCCACCAAUCAUGCACACUGAUGGAAUCAGCUCCCACACUAACCAGUUGUAGCGGCCAAAGCUUGAUAUAGUGUUGUAACCACUAUUGCUCAUAGAAAAGUGGGGACUCUUUGAUUUGGCAUAUAAAUGAUGUAUUAGGGAUGAGUAAACAAAGGGAGAGAGUACUGUAUAGAGAAAAAUUUCUUUUGUUACUCAGACACUAUUUGCUUAUUAUUUCUUAAUUGUGGAGAUUACAUGUUGCUUAGCAACUACGGACUUUACCACGCACUUUCAUUGCAUACUCCCGUUAUAAAAGAUCCUUUAAUGGAAAAGCUCAAAAGAUCCUUUAAAGCUCUCUCUCCGGAUCAUCCUUCUGGUCAACCACAAGAAGAGCGCAGAGUUCUCUUGAACCAAAUCGAAUCACUAGAAAGUUCAAUCCUAGACAUGCCGGCGCCUAUGUCAUCUUCUUCACAGUCGCUCUCGAAGUCCCCUGCUGCCGAUGGUUCUACUGAGUUCACUGCUAACAUUAUGCCUAUAGAAACCGAGCUGUCUACUUAUCGCUUGCAGACCCAGCUGGGAAAUAGCAAUGUUAAUUAUUCCACUGCGGUAAACCCUUGGGAUGCUAACAAGGUCUGGAGGGAUUCUAGCUACGAUUUCUCCAACGAUGAGGUGAUUAACGCUAAGAAAAACGGCAAUAAAGAUUUCGACUUUGUUUCUGAGUCACCUCUGUCGAGGGUGGCGGAGAGUCCGACCAUUGGUCAGAUUUCUCCGAGGGAAGUCCGGGUCUCAUUCAAUGAGAACUUGAAUGAACGGGUUCGCCGUCGGUCAAUUGCCAGCGGAGAGCAGCGGAGUAGUGCAGCGGAAGACGUUGUGGUAUGCAGUACAACCUCAUCUUUUCGUAGAAAGUCGGGGCUCCUAUCUACUAAGAUGAAGUCCAGGUUGUUGGACCCCCCUGAGCGGCAGAAUGAUCAGAGGUCUCAGAGGAUGACCAUGAAGUCUGGGGUAUUGGGCAAGGGGUGUGAAGUCGAGGAAGAUGACCCUUUCCUGGAAGAGGAUUUACCAGAAGAUUACAAGAAGAUUAACUUUAGUCCUCUAACUAUUAUGCAAUUGGUGAGUUUGGUCCUGAUUGUUGCAGCUUUGGUUUGUACUGUCUCCUUCCGUGUGCUGAGAAGGAAGGCUGUUUAUGACCUUGACUUGUGGAAAUGGGAGUUGAUGGUCUUGGUGUUGAUUUGUGGAAGAAUGGUUUCUGGUGGGGGGAUUAGGGUUGCAGUUUUUUUUAUUGAGCGGAAUUUUCUAUUGCGAAAGAGGGUUUUAUAUUUUGUAUAUGGAUUAAGAAAUGCAGUGCAGAAUUGCAUUUGGUUGAGUUUAGUUUUGAUAGCUUGGCAGUGCAUAUUCGAUAAGAGGGUUGAGAGGGCUACCCAUGGGGAUAUAUUGCCACAUGUGACCCGAGUUUGGAUUUGUUUGCUUGUGGGAACUUUCAUAUGGCUUGUGAAGACGGUGCUAGUCAAGGUUCUUGCUAUGUCAUUCCAUGUCAAUGCAUUUUUUGAUAGGAUUCAAGAAUCUUUGUUCAAUCAAUAUGUGAUUGAGACUUUAUCUGGCCCUCCGUUGAUUGAGAUUUUGCGAGAACAAGAGGAGGAGGAUAAGACGAUGGCUGAGGUGCAAAAGCUUCAAAGCGCUGGGGCUACAUUGCCUCCUGAUCUCAAAGCUGCAAUAUUUUAUAAGAGCGGGAGACUUAUCGGGACCCCGCGAAAGAGCCCAACUUCUGCCACUGCAAGGAGCCCAACUCCAAUGUUUUCAAGAGUCAUGUCUAAGAAGGAAAAGGUUCAGGAGGGAGGAAUCACUCUUGAUCAUUUGCACAGGCUCAAUCAGAAGAAUGUUUCUGCCUGGAAUAUGAAGAGGCUGAUGAAUAUUGUUCGGAAAGGUGUGUUGUCUACUUUAGACGAACAGCUUGAUGAGUCCACAUGUGAAGAUGAAUCUGCAGUGAAGAUUACCAGUGAAAAACUGGCAAAAGUUGCAGCCAAGAAGAUAUUUAACAAUGUGGCAAAGCGAGGCUCCAAGUUUAUUUACACGGAGGAUCUUCUAUGCUUUAUGAGAGAGGAUGAAGCAUUAAAAGUGUUGCAUCUUUUCGAAGCUGGAAAUGAGACCAAAGGAAUCAGUAAGCGUGCUCUCAAAAAUUGGGUGGUCAAUGCAUUUCGAGAACGGAGAGCUCUUGCUUUGUCUCUAAAUGACACCAAAACUGCUGUGAACAAAUUGCAUCAUAUGUUGAAUGUUCUUGUAGCAGUACUCAUAGUGGUCAUCUGGCUUCUUAUACUGCGAGUUGCAACCAUGCAUUUUUUUGUGUUUUUAAGUUCUCAGAUUCUAUUGGUGGUAUUCAUGUUUGGAAACACAGCUAAGACAACAUUUGAGGCCAUAAUUUUCUUAUUUGUAAUGCAUCCAUAUGAUGUUGGUGAUCGUGUUGAAAUUGAUGGCGUUCAGAUGGUCGUUGAAGAGAUGAAUAUAUUGACAACUGUAUUCUUACGAUUUGACAAUCAAAAAAUAUUCUAUCCAAAUAGUGUUUUGUCUACAAAGCUUAUAGGUAAUUUUUACCGUAGUCCGGAUAUGGGAGAUUCAAUUGAUUUUGCCAUUCAUAUUUCAACUCCAAUGGAAAAGAUUGCAACUAUGAAAGAGAGAAUAACAAGCUACAUCCAGAACAAGCGUGACCAUUGGUAUCCGACUCCAUCAGUAGUGAUGAGAGAUAUAGAAGACAUGAACAGGAUAAAAUGGUCUGUUUGGAUUUCACACACAAUGAAUUUCCAGGACAUGGGGGAGAGGUGGGUGAGGAGAGCCCAACUUGUUGAAGAGAUGAUCAAAGUAUUCAAGGAGCUUGAUAUUGAGUACCGCAUGCUCCCGAUUGAUGUCAAUGUCCGAAACAUGCCUUCACUCACUUCUACUAGACUCCCAUCUAACUGGACUGCUUGUUCCACAUAAUCUUAUACUGUUUGCAUAUAUAUA
This is a messenger RNA of Cuscuta campestris, 5392 nucleotides long. The record is from the annotation of a GenBank genome assembly. Lineage: Eukaryota; Viridiplantae; Streptophyta; Magnoliopsida; Solanales; Convolvulaceae.